Molecule: messenger RNA, 2007 nt
Organism: Filobasidium floriforme
Lineage: Eukaryota; Fungi; Basidiomycota; Tremellomycetes; Filobasidiales; Filobasidiaceae
Product: Galactokinase
Exons: 7
Coding region: 13-1809 (598 amino acids)
Biological process (GO): carbohydrate phosphorylation; galactose metabolic process
Cellular component (GO): cytosol
Molecular function (GO): galactokinase activity; ATP binding
Source: RefSeq, a predicted model, not a curated record
ACAAGACUUUGCAUGACCCUCAGAACCGAAGAUCAACCGCCUACCUCGAACCAUUCAUCCAACCAGCUCAAGAAAAUCUGGGCAACGAACAGACUCGAAACGAUGGCCACCAACGCUCCCGUCACCGCGUACAAGGCGUUGAACGAGAUUUACCCUCAGGAGAGCGUCUUGCAACAAGGGGAACGAUGGAACGACCUAGCGACCAGGUUUCAAGAGGAAUUCGGGGAAAAACCUGAACAUGUCGUACGAGCUCCGGGGAGGAUCAACCUCAUCGGUGAACAUAUCGAUUACUGUCUAUUCGGAGUCAUGCCGGCGGCAGUAGAGAUGGACUGUCUCAUCGCCCUCUCCACCACCACCACCACCACCUCUUCCAACCUGGACGACGGUUGCUCAGUGGUCAUCACCAACCUGGACCCUUCAUGGCCUGGCACGACCCUGUACGCCCGCCGAUCCGAGUCUGGAUCCGGAUCAGGGCAGGCAUCGUGGGAGGUGGAAGGUGGAUCAGGAAAGAGGGGUGAUUGGGUGGCUUACCUUGGAAGCGCUUUGGAUUGCGUCCUCAACAAAUACCUAACCACAUCCGAAGCUCGCCCAAUCUCAUUAAAGAUGAUGAUCACCGGCUCCAUCCCGCCCGGAUCUGGGCUUUCUUCCUCAGCCGCAUUGAUCGUAGCGGCAUUAUUGGCCAUCUUGCUCGGCAACGGACUCGUCUCCGCUACCCCUGCCCCUUCAGAGUCGACAUUGGUGUCGCAGGUGAAGAACUCGGACUUGGUCCAGAUGGCCCGAGAGGCCGAAGCCAAGAUUGGCGUCAACUCGGGUGGGAUGGAUCAAUCCGCCAGCGUACUCUCCCGGGUAGGAGCGGGGCUUUACGUCUCGUUCGUUCCCGAACUGGGAGUCGAGAUGGUACAAUUGCCGUCCAUCUCUACAGGAGCCGACUCAGAUGUCGAGGAGGAGAAACUGGUCAUGGUCAUCGCGAACAGCUUGACCAAGCACGAUCUGGCAGGAGGGGCUACGAAGCAGUAUAACCUGAGGGUCAUGGAGACGUUGAUCGGGGCGAGGGUGCUCGGUCGGGCUCUCGGGGUCAUUCAGGACGGCGAAAAAGGCGUGGAGAAGCUUCAGCUCCGACAGGUCGUAGGGCGGUUCGCUGGAGAACAAAAAGGUUCGUCCUCCGUCAUCUCUUCCGACGAGCUCGAAAGCGCUCUGGAGAAGAUCUUGCCCGAAGUCGACCGGAUCCUCGGCCCAGACGCCGAAUCUCGGGACGUCGGCCACCUCCCGGAGGGCUUGGCGGGCCUGACAGGGUUAUCAGACGAGGCGUUCGAGAGGGUCUUUUUGAGCACGAUCGAGGUGGACACUUCGGACCAGGGGGGCAGGUUCUUGCUCUACAAGCGGGUCAGGCACGUGUUCGAAGGGGCUUUGAGGGUAUUGCAGGUGGUCAGGAUCUGUCGAGGCGGCUCGGGCUCGAAGGCGAACGCGGACGGAGGCGAAAAGGCGGAGACGGACGUGGAGAUCGUAGGGAGGUUGAUGAACGAAUCGCAUGCGAGUUGUAGGGACCUGUACGAGUGUUCGAACGACGAGCUGAACGAGCUGGUGGACGUCUGUCGUCGGGCAGGAAGCGUGGGGAGUCGGCUAUCAGGCGCCGGAUGGGGAGGCUGCGUCGUAUCGCUUAUCCCGGCUUCGUUGGAACAGCAGUUCAUCGCUCAGAUCACGGAUGAGCGAGAGGGAUACUCGGCUUACCGGGGUUUAGGCAAAAAGGAGCUCGAGACGAUCGUCUUCAAGACGGUACCUGGGAGUGGUGCUGGAGUGAUGAAGCUGUAGAAAAAGAGGAAAGUGACUUUGUAGAUCACGUCAUACUUCGGAUGUAUACAUGUCAAUUUACAUCCGGAGAUGUGGGGACCCCUUCCACCGGUAUCAUUCGAUUUGCAUCCGUUCCUUGGGGAUAUCCCCUCUCUUCCUCGACCCGUUGAUGAUCGUCGUCGUCGACCUCGAUAGUGUCGACCGAGAUGAUGCACCACU